ACAGGUGUGCGGCUUCCCGAAACGAGCGCGCGCACGCCUUUUCUUUUCUUUUCUUUUUCUUUCUGCCCGGUUUUGUUCACCGAGGUGAAAAUUCGCCCUCGUCCUUAAUCAUCCUCUUAGCGGGACAGGGAGAGAGGGAGAGGAGGAGGGAGGAGGAGGAGGAGGGAGUCCGUGGCCACUUCAUUUCUAGUUUCGGCUGCGUUUUUUGUUUUGUUUGUUUGUUUUUAGCAAGCUUUUCUUUUUGGAGCAAGGGGGAGAGCCCGGCCGGCUCGCUCGUGAAGAGGAAGAGGAAGCUCAUGGCCACCAAGAAGCCGUGCUCGGAUUUAAUAAAAAGGAGUCGAAGUCCGGUCGUGCUCGAGGCCGAGAUGUUUAGUGAAUUUCAGGAGUGGUGCCUCCGGACUUACGGAGACUCGGGCAAAACCAAGACAGUGACGCGCAGGAAAUACAACAAAAUCAUGCAGACGCUGUUGCAGAAUGAAGAGGCGGACGGGGUGUACGUGGACAACAGCCACAUCAACGCCAAAUUCAAAUUCUGGGUGAAAUCCAAAGGGUUCCAGGUCGGAAGCACCGUCCUGGGUGAACACAACCAGAAGGGCACUCCGGGGAAACCCGUGCUCUAUGUCCCUGUCAAAUCAACGUGCUCUGAUGGCGGACAGUCACAGGACAGUUCUCUGAAGCGUGUUGCAGUGGUGGAGGAUUUCUUCGACAUCAUCUAUGCCAUGCAUGUGGAGAUGGGCGCAGAUCCAGGAAGAGCACCUAAACACGCUGGCCAGAAAAAGACCUACAAAGCGAUUGCAGAGACAUACGCUUUCCUUCCCCGCGAGGCUGUGACCCGCUUCCUGAUGAGCUGUGGGGAAUGCCAGAAGAGGAUGCACAUCAACCCUAGCACUGCAGAGUUCAAAGAAAAUGACCGACCCACCUCACUGGUCCCAGACCUCAUCGACUACAACAUGCCUCUUACUGCCACCUACUUGAAACAGAUGAAACUGCAGUGCAUGAAUACCAACGAGCAGGAUGAGAGUUCGGUAAGCAGUGAAGACCUGGAUAUGACUGAGCCAGCAUGGGGCUCUACUGAGCGCGCUCCAGCAGCAGCGCCCAGUGGCACUCCUGAGCCACGACCAGAAAGGAAAGCCACGCCCCCACAACCCAGCAUCAAAGAGGAGGAAGAUGACUCUUCCUCGGAGAGUGCCAGCACUAAUGGACUCCCUUCUCUCGCACCUCCCACUGGUGCUGCUAUGGUGACUGGUGGCAUUUCUGUGACAGAUGGCAUGAUUCCAUAUGAAGAGAUGAAUAGCAACGGAACCACAGCACCGCUGGAUUUCAGCACCACUUCAUCCUCCUCAUCCUCAGAGGAAGGCCAGCAGCCCCUUAACCUGAGUGACAGGCUGUUGCCAGGGGUUACUCCUGUACUUGCACCAUACCCGGCUGACCCCAGCAGGAAAUACACAAUCAAAACGGAGUAUAGCAACAAGUCUCCUCAGUACAGCUCAGGAAGCUAUGACUCCGUAAAGACUGAAGUGAGCAUGUGUGCUGAAGACUCGAAUACAACACGCGCUCAGGUCAUGGAUGACGAAGAUGAUGAUCAUGAUGAUCAUGAUGACAGUGACAAGAUUAAUGACACAGAAGGUCUCGACCCCGAAAGACUCAAAGCUUUCAACAUGUUUGUACGGUUGUUUGUAGAUGAAAAUCUGGACCGGAUGGUGCCCAUCUCCAAGCAACCAAAAGAGAAGAUCCAAGCCAUCAUCGAGUCCUGCAGCCGCCAAUUCCCAGAGUUCCAGGAGCGAGCUCGUAAACGCAUUCGCACCUACCUCAAAUCCUGCAGACGCAUGAAGAAAGGAGGCUUUGAGACACGGCCCACCCCACCACACCUCACCUCUGCGAUGGCUGAAAACAUCCUGGCAGCUGCCUGUGAAAGCGAGACACGCAAUGCUGCCAAGAGAAUGCGCCUUGACAUCUACCAGAACCACGAUGAGUCAAUUACUACAGACAAACCCAGCUCCAGAGACCCAGCCGCUGUGGCCCACUCAGGCUUCUCAUUGGCUGCCUCAGCUUACUCCCAGGACCAGCUGUACACCAAUGGGGGGCUCAAUUACAGUUUCCGUGGUUACGGAGCCCUAGGCAACAGCCUGCAAAGCAGUGCAACAGCACAGAGCAAUGGUCCCACUGACUUGAGUAUGAAGUCUGUGGGCUCCAGCUCCUCCUCUUCUAGCUCUAACAGCCACGGUCAGGGUGGUGGAGGCGGAGGAGCGUCGGCUCAACUCAGCCCUCCUGAAGUCACGGCAGUGCGGCAGCUCAUCGCCGGCUAUCGUGAGUCUGCCGCCUUCCUGCUCCGCUCAGCUGACGAGCUUGAAAACCUCAUUCUACAGCAGAACUGAGAUUCCACAGUCACACACACACACACACUCGUAUGCACAGACAUACAUUCACAAACACAUGAGCAGAUGUGCACAGAUAGCAGCAUACAUGAAUUGGGAUAUGCACACAGCACAUUAAAAGGUAUAUGUAGCUACAUGGCCACAAGCAGAUGCACAGAUGUACUACAAAUACACACACACACACACACACACACACACACAGUCCCCUUUCUUUAUAGAGCUACCUACUACAUUCUUCAUGAUAGCCUUAUUGUCAUUAUAGUGUCUUUGCCCUAUUCCCUUUGCCCUCAGUUAGAUUUGUAACAGGGCACAACUCUCUGUACAAGGCUUCGAUAAACUACUUUUCUCUUAAUGCCAAAGGCCAUGAUCUGAGAAAGGCCUGAUCUGUGAGGCUGUGCAGUUACAUGACCAACACAGGUUUGACUUUAAAAUGAUGUCACUGUACAGAGCUCAAUCUAUGAUGCAAAAGCCAUCUGAAGGCUGACUACUGAGAAACACUGCAGCACUUGAGGGAAAGAGAUUUGCAUGAUUCUACACAAUCAGUUUGGUAUAACCCAGUAUUCGGAGCAUGACUAGAGCAAACAGCGAACUAUAUCGUUUCCUGUGCAUCGUGUUUGGAUCAUCACCAUCCAAUAGUCACUGACCAUUAUUUUCACAACUGGAGUGUUUAUAGGGUGUGGGAUCCUUUGCAGCUACAUGGAGAGUUGUAGCAUAGGUGUGCAGUCGACGCACUGACGUGUAAAUGUAAUUGAAUUUCAUGAAAAUUAAGUAGACACCUACCGGUAAUAUACACAAACUGAUCAUUCUCCUAAAAUUUCAUAGUGCUCGUUGAUGAGCCAAAUUGUUUGGAUUUCUUCUUCCAACCCGCUCUCGGUCAGCUAUGCGACAAGUACAAACGGGGUCGAAUGACUUGAGAACCAGCCACACCAAAAGAUAGAACACAAGCUAUCAAAAUCUGGUUUUGCCCAGCUAGACUCAUGGGUACAAAAUGACUCUGCUCAACAGCUGCUGGUGCACUGUCUGCAUAUUCAAGCCCUAGUUAGAUUCUUAAAACUUUAAACUAGGGGUGCAUUUUGGGUAACGGGCUACAUUACACUUAGCCUAAUAUCAGGUGGGCUGGACCAAAAAAUCAGUUCAGUAGCCCAAUAACUCCUCAUAAAUGUUCAUUUUUCUGCAAUUAUUUAAAAGUUGUGCAUGAACUGAACAUAUAGCUCUUGCAAAACAGAUUGACAGACUGCAAUUCAUUACCAAAAAAUACUCCUAAUUUUUCAAAUUUUGGUUUUACCAUACAGUAUCUUGCAUAACUAUUUGCCCUUCUUAAACUUGUCCACAUUUUGGACUGAAGAAUUCCUUAUCAUUCACACUUUUUUUAAUAUAUAUAUAUAUAUAUAUUUCCCAAUUUUGUCUACCAAUUCCCGCCUCCCAGCCUUUCAUACAACAGCUAUCAACCAGAGAGGAGGAACGCUAAUGUGUGUUUCUUCUGAGACAUGUAAAGCCAGACAGCUGCAUCUUUUCAAACUGCUGGUGCUCAUGCUGUGUCACAUGGCAGCGUAACACUCUUGGAGGAAUGUGCUAUUUGCUCCCUGCCACUUACAUGAGCUCACAGACUGGCACAAUUCACCAGUGUCACUGUGAUUGAUUGGGUGUACAGUAAUGCCAUCCCUUCUACCCAGAGCACAUGGGCAAGAUCGUUCCCUUGAUGCCGGGCAUGGUUGGCUAUGGCACUGGUGGGAUUCGUACUCGCAGUCUCCUGACUAUUAUUAGCUUAUUUUUAUCUCCUCCUCUAGUAAAAUAACAGAGAUUAGCUCUUUUUUUGGAUUUCAAGUUAAAAAAUUUCCCACAAGACCGUUUUAAUUCAGCACAUGGUUUCUAAGUUCAUUUGGUGGGCUGGUUUAGAACCUUUAUUCUCAUUGUCCUAACUGACAGAUCUUAUAUAAUUGGUACCCUUGCUUUAAAUGUUUCAAACAAAUAAGUAUGGGAAGUUGUCAUCGAGACAAACCUGUAGUAUACACUAUGGAGAUACCAUCAAAGAUGAAGGAGGAGAAACUGUAAGAUACCUAAUAUUUGAUUAAUGUUACUGAGGUUGGGUAUAAGGUGCAAUGUAUAUGACAAUAUUUUUUGUGUGUUGUCUGAAAAUUUAACAUAGACACACUUUUUAUGACAUAAUUCCAUUCUUUACAUACAUUUAUUCUUUCUCAUAUAUAAAAAACAAAACAUACAAACAAAAAAAUGUAUUUAAUAAUUUGAUGUCGACUGCUACAGAUGUUUAAAUUCUGUCAAAUGGGCAUGUUAGACUGUUGGACAUUAUGCAAACAAAGCUGCGCUGAGAUACUUAAAACCCCACUCUCAACCCCUCCUCCACACCCCAUUGCCUUUGCAACCCUUUAUCCUCAGCACUGCAAUGACUUCUGGGAAACGUGCUCACAGAGAGGGAGAAAAAAAAAGUACAAAAAAAGACAAAGGACUACAUUUCCCAUGCUGCAUUGCAAACAAAUUUUGUUAAGUUGUGAAUGCUGCUCUUGUUUUCUAACCUCAUGACUAUGUCACUUUCAUACCGCACGGGGACCAAUUGAAAUCAUCAGAGGGAUUUAUUUAUGUACAUAUGCAUACAUGUUUAAGCAAAGGGACCUAAUUAUCGGUGGAAAUAGGCCAAAGCUUAAAAAAACCUCCAUACUACUUAUGUCAUAAUUUAUGUAAUGUCAAGUCUUACCAGGUGAUUUUUGAUUGGCUGGACACCUCAGUGAUUUGCAGAACAAUUAGAGGUGUAACACUUCCAUCUCCUAUUCCUGUCAUGGAAAUUCAGUUGAAUGAUAUAGCGCACAAAGCUAUUUUACACUGCACACUAUGACUCUGAGCUCCCUUUUGCUUGUCUCAUGCCCCCAUUUUAAUUUCAAACAUGUCACCAAAUUCAGGCCUCGCACAAAGAGACACUGUAUUUAAAAAAAAAAAAGAAAAGCAAAAGACAAUCCUGGAGAAGUUGAUUUAAACAGUGUAAAGUUAUGUGAGCUGUGUGUCUCAAGCCUUCAAGUAGUAUAGCAACCUUCCAAGUGUUGUACCUAUCACCACAAAAUUACAGUGAACCAGAUAACUUUUCCUACUGGGGUGUCAGGUAAGGGGAGCAAUGCAUUUCCACUAGUUAACUGUACCCACUUUUUUAAUCUGAUGCUUCUGUGUAUUUUAUAUUAUUUUAUUAUUAUUUUCAUUACUUUAUAUGUAUAUGUCUGCAAGGUUUAUAAAGUUCUGUAUGUAUGCCUCUAGAGGGAACUGUCACGUUGUUUAGAACCAAAAUCAAACUUUAGCCAAUUGUGUGUCGAACAGGAAACUAAAAUACACAGGAGAAUAAUCUGAUAAAGUAUCGACAGUAAUCAUCAUUUGGUUUCACGUCAGAUUAUAUCUUAAAUUAAAUGAACCUGAAAUGUAGCACUUUAUGGCUUGGUUAAUUUAGUAAAUGUCUUAAAUCUGGAAUCAUAAAGUAUAACAUGAGGGAAAAAGUAUAUGUUACUAUACUCAGGCCAUAUGUUUAGAGUAAUUUAUUUAUUUAUUUGAUGAACAUUUAUUUAACACAGAGAAGGCAAAAUGUCCUUGUUUCUGAAAGAUGCACUUGUUUUGGUGAGACCUGCAUCCAAACAGAAAAUGGACUCCAUAUAUUGGCAGUUCGUUGUCGGACGCUGUGAGGAACAAUUUGAUGAAGGGAUCAAUUUGAUUUCCCAUUAGUACUUAAAAGAAAUGUAAGGUAGAGUUGUUCAAACAGUGCUGGAAUGCCCACUUGCUCUACAUUAUAGUUUUUUGUUUUUGUUUUUUUUUUAAUAUUAGAUUUCAUGUGAAAUGAGAUUAGUAAUGUAUUUAUGUUCAUAUUUGUUUGAGAACAAGGUCCAAGAGCUGUGUAACUCUUCACAAGGCAAAAUGCAAGAUACACACACACACACACACACAGACAUAAACAGGCUCACAAACACACAAUGAAAAAAAAAUGGAGGUAAAAAAAAAAGAAAUGCUAUGACUUAUUUUUUUAUGAGUGCAGCAGCAGAGGUCUGCAGUGUGGUAACAACCAUUGCCUGUGUUCUUUUCAUUUGUGGUGCUUUGUAAGAUUAUUGUUAUUGUUAUUACUAUGAUUAUUGUAUUUGAUUUGUUUCUACUCCUGUACCUGCCUGGAAACUGUUGGCUGAAGCCUAGUUUCUCUUUGUAUACCAAUGUGAAGCUUUGUAUUAUUUCUUUCUGGUUCUGACUCAGUGGAAGUGUGUGAUGUUUACAUGUACAGAGGAUUAGAUUCUUUUUGUUGUUGGUUUAGUUUUUCUUUCUUUUUUCUUUCUUUUUUUUGUUUUUCUUUUGGAAGACCCACAUAUCCAGCCUCAGUUUGUAACUUCAAGUUGUUUCUUUAAUCUUGUGCAUGGAGGGGCAAUGUUAUGUUAGAAAGUUAUAGAGACUUGGUUAAACCACUGUUAAGGUCCUUGCACACUUAUAACGCAUAAAGUGAAUAUUUGUGACUGUCAUUUGUCCGCGGUGGUUCAUGUUAUUGUCCCAGAACAUGAGAAAAGUCGCAUUGUGCUUUUAUUCCUCAGACAUGAGUCUAGUACAACUGUUAUAGAAGCCUGUUUUCAUUUGCAGGUGUGUGUUACCUCUCUGUUAAACACUGUUCAGUUUUUGCACUUGAGAAGUGUGUUACUUCCUCAGCAUUAGUUCAGAAUGAAUCAGGGUUGGGAUCCAUGUGCAAGGGCCUUGAGAGACGACAUUUCAGUCACUGCUUGUGGAUGAAGGUGCUGGAUCAGAAAAAAAAAAACAGAGAGAGAGAGAGCUUCUUAUUAGCUCAAAGUGCAACACCACUUGUCCUUCCCAUAAUGCUACAUAAUGGACCUGAUGGUUAAUGAGCUUCAAAUGAUUUUUUUAUUCCUACUUUCACAAAGACUUGAAACAAAUAUUUUACAAGUAAAGCCAGUGAUAUGGGGAAAGCGUAGCCUCCCUCAAACUGGUACAUUUAACUAGAGAUUUCCAAUGUGGUUAAGGCCUGCUAUAUUCGAAUUUGCACUUUGACCUUUUGUAGAAGCUUCUCAGUGAUUUUAAAAGCCAUUCCCCUCAUGUUGUUUGCCCAUAUGGGGAACAUAGGAACCUCAGGAACUGUUGAAUCUCUGAGUUUUUUUUUUUUUUUUUAAUCCAGGCCAAUAUGUCCUGACUGACCAGUCCUCAUGCUCUCUCUCAGCAACCACAUCAUUUAUAUCGAAUUUGCUAUAUAUCCUUUUUAUAUUUAUUAUUGUGAUUUAAAAGUGAAUCUUCUUUUCAGUACAUGUGGCUGAAUAUUUUAAUUCUUUAGAAAAGUGUUGAUAAAUAUAAAUAUAUAUCUGAAUAUAUGUGAAGCAACUAAAAGAUGGAAAACAUGGCAGGUAAUUCCAUUUAUGUUUGUUUCAUGCAAAAAAAAAAAAGAAGAGGAAGAAAAAAAAUACUCAGGUGGGAGAGUUUCCCACCUAUUACAUAUCACUUUGAUCAGAGACUCAUUAUUGUCUGAAAAAGACUCUUUUUACAUUUUCAAUGUGGUGUCGGUGUUACAGUCUGAAAAACUGUCGGGUUUUCCACCUGCUGCAAAGUUGCUAGUUCCUUUCCUCCAGAGGUGUGUGUCUCCGAGUUGCUGAAUAAAACAGUGAGCUGCA
Neoarius graeffei (lesser salmon catfish) is the source of this 8014-nucleotide messenger RNA. It is a transcript of the gene nol4la, whose product is annotated as nucleolar protein 4-like a. The coding region runs from base 297 to 2375 and encodes 692 amino acids. The transcript is spliced from 11 exons. The record is from RefSeq and is a predicted model, not a curated record. NCBI's taxonomy places the organism in Eukaryota, Metazoa, Chordata, Actinopteri, Siluriformes, Ariidae.